Molecule: messenger RNA, 2629 nt
Organism: Ziziphus jujuba (common jujube)
Lineage: Eukaryota; Viridiplantae; Streptophyta; Magnoliopsida; Rosales; Rhamnaceae
Product: disease resistance protein RPP2B-like
Exons: 4
Coding region: 168-2108 (646 amino acids)
Biological process (GO): defense response
Source: RefSeq, a predicted model, not a curated record
GUAAUUCCCUCUAGGAUUUUCUGCAUCAAAGCCGUAGUAGGUUGUGGAUUGCUGAGGAUGUCUAUCAUGUACUAAAAAAUAAUACAGGAACAGAAAAAGUGGAAGGCAUAUACCUAGACAGGACUAAUUUUAGAGACGUAGAACUUAGUUCUCUGGCCUUCUCAAAGAUGCAUAAUCUCAGGUUACUCAAAAUUUAUAAUCAGAAUCCUCGGUGGUGCAUAAUCGACGGCACAUUCCAAGAUGCGAUUAAUAUGAGAGAGACAUAUUUUGGUUCUCUUAAUUUGCCGUCAUCCAAAAUUUAUGUUCAGAAAACUGGAUGUGUAAUUGAUAAGCAGUGCAAAGUUUGCCUUCCUCAUGGUCUUGAGUAUCUUCCUGAUGCACUUAGAUAUCUCUACUGGGAGGAAUACCCUUUGACAUCUUUGCCAUCAAAAUUUAGUCCGGAAAAUCUUGUUGAACUCACCAUGACUCAUAGCUGGCUUAAGCAACUUUGGGAUGGAGUUCAGAAUCUUGGCAAUUUAAGAAAGAUUGAUCUUCGUUACUCUCAGCACCUGACUGAAAUCCCAAAUCUCUCUCUGGCUUCAAAUUUGGAGAGCAUAAACCUUAAGAGAUGUGCAAGUUUGCUUGAACUUGCUUCACAUUUUGGAUACCUAAACAAGGUUUCGUAUCUGAAUGUAAGAUACUGCUCAAACCUUAAAAUCCUUUCAAAGAUACCGCAAAAUAUAAAAUACUUAGAUUUACGUGGAACUGCAGUUGCAGAAUUGCCUCCAUCAUUUUUGUGUCUCUACAAACUUGCUGAUUUGUAUCCUGGCAAACCAACAACGUGCCACUGCAAUUUUGCAGGAAGCACUUUUAAUCCUAACUCCCUAGAAUCUUUAGAUACGAGCACGAGUUAUAUUAGAGCUUUGCCCACAACAAUUAAGCAAUUACCUAGCCUCAUUGUGUUGGAUCUGGAAGGUUGCAUUAACAUUUCUUGGUUGAAAUCUCUUAAGAGCAGCCUUACCAUCGUUAAAUGCUCAAAAUUAGAAAAGUUAGUAGGAAAAUUGGAGUCUGUUGAAUGCAUGCGAUUUCUCCAUUUAGGACCAGCACCUAAAAAGUUACUCCCGUCAAUUGAUAUGAUAAGACAGCUUCAAAAGUCAAGUGGGGCGAGUUAUAAAGAUUUUGGGCACAACAUAUAUGGGCAGCUUACCCAUCUUACUCCGAAUGUCAAGCUUCCCCUGGAUCAGCAUAUGAUGAGUACUUUGAAAAGUUUACAGAUUCUAGAUUUAAGUUACUGCAAUAUUGAGUUCAUUACUACAAGCAUCAAGCGACUCUAUAAUCUUUACCGCCUUGAUAUACGCUGUUGCAAGAGCCUUAAAUAUUUACCAGAUCAGCUCCCGUCGACUCUACAACAGUUGGAAGCAUCUGGCUGCACGUCUCUGGAGAAAGUGCCAAGUUUAAGCCAUGCAGUCAAGAGAUGUUGGAACCAAAAUAAGGCUCGUGAAAAAAAACUAAGUGAGGACUUUAUAUUUUUAAACUGCCCAAAGUUGGAUCAGAAUUCAAAGAACAACAUAAUAGAGGAUGCACUGCUUAGACUUUUGCGCCAAGCAGCUUUAGCCGACAUCCCAACUGCAAAUCUUUUUGUUCAGAAAUACCAUCCUCACGGAUCAGCCAGAGUUAAUGUUUGUUGUCCUGGAAGUGAAAUUCCAAUGUGGUCCAACUAUCAAACUCUCGGAACUUCAACAACUAUCAAGCUUCCUCCAGAUUGGUCUGAUGCUGAACUUUUGGGCUUUGCUGUAUGCGCUGUUGUUGAAUUCGAAAUGUUCUUUUCUGAUGAAGAAUGCUCUCCUUCAACCUCAACAUCACCAUGUGACAACAGAAUCCUCAAAUCGAGUUACCUGUUUCAAUGGCUUGAACCCACUUAUUUUAACGGUACUGUCACAGAGGUUAGAUAUAGCAUGCACCCUGUACAGAUUGAGGAUCGUUACAUUGAGUUAUGCAAUGUUAAAAGGUAUGGGAUCCGUCCACUGUCUGCCCAAGAUGCAAAAAAUGUGUUUAACCUUAACCAACAUAAUGAUGAUGACGACGAUGAAGAAGAAGACCAAUCGCAUUUUAAGAGACUAAGUCAAUAAAUCAACUUCUUUGAAUUUCUGUAAAGAUUAACUGGUGAGUAGUACUGAUCAAUAUUGAAUUUGGCUAUGCUCUGCACUACUGUUAUAUAUAUAUAUAUAUAUUAUAUGUAUAAUAACUAUAACUAUAUAGAAGCUCUUGUGGAUUCAUCUCUUCAUACUGAAUCUUUAUGUGGUUUUUGUUUGUUCAGGUUUUGUCUUGUUAUUGAUUUUUAUUACAGAUAUAGAUACAGUACUUAGGUGAUCAAUUUGACAAUGGCGACCACAGCAGAAGAUUAAUUUAUCAGCAAAUUAAGGUAAAGUCAAAGUGUUUAAUUUUUAUCUCCGAAGCCUGUUGCAACACAUCUUUACUUGGGGAGAUUAUUGCAAGUAAUUGAGAAUUUGGGAUCACUGGCUGUGCCCAAAAAGUUGUAUGGAACCUGGGAAGAACUGCCUUAAAUACUAUUGUUACUGUUUACAAUUUUCUUUGAUUCCAAGUAGGUGUUUUAUGUGGCGGAAGCUUAUGAGAAAGUGUUAAUCAAAUA